Molecule: messenger RNA, 3285 nt
Organism: Amoebophrya sp. A120
Lineage: Eukaryota; Dinophyceae; Syndiniales; Amoebophryaceae
Source: the annotation of a GenBank genome assembly
AUGAUGCUGCUUCUUCAGAGGUGGACAAGCGGAACAAGGACGUCGAACGGAAAAAACAUAGGCGGCAUCGCAACGGAUUUGGCGGCGCUGGGGACCUAUCAAAUGCAAAUAUCCCUGGAUGUCUGGAAGAGUGUAGACUUGUCAUGCAGCCUUUCCAUGUUGACCCCUGAGGUCUGGAAUUAUGCGGGACCUAGCAUGACAGAGUCUACUGUGAGGUCUCUGUCAUGCCUAUUUUACAUGGGAAACUCCCUGUCACCUUGGCCAAAAGUAGAAGAGCCUUCGGCACUCAUGCAACACAGAUUCUUGCGUGAUGCGGAUUUAGCAUGACAACUUGCAUCCUUCCAGCCCCAGACCUAUUUGCAAUGCAUAGGACCAGAUGGGCGGGCUGUUCAACGCCUUCGCCAGCGCCCUGGUCCUGUAUUACCGUGAAAAAUGCCCCCACUCCCAAGGUUGCAAAAAUUUGUGAUGUGAAGUUUCCAAAUGAAAACUUUUUGUCAUGCAUGCGCAUGCAUGAAAGGAGUACGAAUCUUUCUGAUGCAGAGUCAGACGUGUGUCGCAUCGCUUGCAACUGCACAGCUUGCAUGACAAGGGCCGCUCUUGCUGGGAUCUUUUGCAGUACAGAUUUUUGCUAUUUAAGAUUGGAAUUCUGUGAUGCUGAUAGAUGCAAGAGGGCGAAUGUUUCACUUGGAAAGGUCUGCAAUACAAAUGCUCCCAAGUUGGUUCGGGGGUGGGGGCAUUUUUCAUUGUAAUAUCCUGAAAGCGCUGUUCUUCGUGGUUCCGGCCCCAGGCGGAGGGGACGAAGACACCAGCGUCCUGGCGAAAGUAUCAAAUGUAAAAAUGUCUGGGUCUGGAAGAUUCUAAACUUGUAAUGCUGUCUCUGGAUUCUAGAAAAAUUUGUAUUGCAUGACCAGCAAAAUAAGGACUCCAGUGUGUGCUACGUGGAGAGAGCAUUAUUUCUCAUGUGCUAGAGGCAUCACAAAGUCCUCUAACAAUCUGUGAUGCUACGGCAUGCAUCACAGACAUCAUGGGUCAUUCAAAAUAUGCAUGACAAACCUGGCAAACUUCCAGCCCCAGACAUUUUUGCAUUCGAUAGAAAGCGCUCCAAGACCACCAGCACAUGGUUUCACCCACGAACGUAUCAAAUGUAAAAAUGUCUGGGUCUGGAAGAGUCAUGCUGUUUUUGCAUGACACAGAAGGUCUGGCAUGGAAGCUCUAGCAUCACAGGUUUUGAGAACCUUCCGCAAUGCCGAAUCCGCAUGACAAGUCCCCUAUUUUGGUGGCAAAAAGUGGGAGCUUUUGCUACGUAUGCAUGAGAGACUUUUCUGUGUUCUGAAAUACGCAUUACAAGUUGCAUUCUUCCAAACCCAGACAUUUUUACAUUUGAUAGAACGAAAACGGCAAGAAUAAUAUUGGCUUCUUGCUUCCGAGUAUCGUACGAAAAAAGUGUUUCACUGUGAUGACUUUGCAAGAUCUGCAUCACAAGUUUGCUACACAUGACUGAAAAUUUGUGAUGCGCGCUUCCCAAGGGAAAACACGCUUGCAAAUCCAAUGCCUUGCUGGUGUAGCAAGCCAGAGAGUUCUGUGUUCCAUUUUCUGCAUCACAAGUUCACAGUGAAACAGUUUUUUCUCACGAUACCGAGCACCGAGAAGCUCCGAGAGGUCGCGCAGCAGCUGAAAUCGAAGCAACAAGUAUCGACCUCCACGCGAAGGAGGAGUCUACAACCACUUUCGUAUGCACUGCAAAUAUGUCUGGGUCUGGAAAGUUGGAACUUGUAAUGCUAGCUUUACAUUCCUGGGAUGAAAUCUGUAUUGCAUAACCGACAAAUAAAGCCGCACCCAUUUUUGUCAUGCAAAAACGCAGUUUCUCGUGUGGGCUGCCUAUGAGAAAGUGCUCCGGAUGAAAGUUGUCAUGCUGGUCUGCAUUCGGAAGUGUUUCCAUCAUGCACAUUUUAGCAUCACAAGUUUCCAGACCCAGCUAUAUUUGCAAUCCAUAUUUCUGGGGCCACUACAACAAAUCCAGUUCCUAAGGUCGUCGAGAAAGUUACCGUGAGGAAAAAUCCCUCCUCCCAAUAGUGAAAACGUAUGUUCCUAAAAAUUUGUGAUGCUGAUUUGUGAGCACAAAUCCUGUCUCUCUUGCAAGAAGGCAAGUCCAAAGAAUUCGCCGCCUUAUGGAUGCGAUUUGUAAUGCUGUUUCACUUACAUGGAGAGCCUCCGUCAUGCUAAGUGCCUACAACAAAACACCCCUAAGUGCCUACAUUUUUAAGCGCGUCGUUGUUGCUUCUUCAGAGGUGGACAAGCGGAACAAGGACGUCGAAAGGAAAAGAGGUGGAUAGUACUGGUUUCAGAAUGUGAAUGUAGUUUCUAGUUUGAUGUGGCGCUACAACCUAAUAGAAGUUCUACAAGAAAUAGAAACACCUACGACGCCGCGUUAUUCAUCUUAUGUGAUGUGCCUGCACCCACUACACUCGCGUAGUGUAGCCUUACCUGCUUCGGUUGUAAUGCUUGACCUUCUUGAUUCAACAAAAUUUUGUAUCUCAUACCCUCCUUCGAUAUUUUCGGAAAAAGUACCAAAGCGGGCCAUUACAAGUACUUUCGGGUCUUCAAGAUUCCGAGCAACGGCUAUCCACAUUACUUAAAUUUCCCGUACGCCUUCGGAGAAAGAAAUGCUGUUUCUGCGUGAUGACAAUCCUAUUCAGCAUGGCAAGUGGUGGCACACAGCCCUAAGGUGGGAAGUUUGUCAUGCAUUUUUGUCAACGUCGACCUCGAUGCGUACGGGAAAUUUGUAUUGCAUAACAGCAAGCCCUUGCGAAUGGCGGGCCGGAAUAACGACGAAUUUCUCGGGAGGUGCCAGUACUGGUUUGGCCGGGACAGCGUAGAGCCAGCAGCUCCUGUGAAAGGAGGCGGCGCCGAUGCCAAUGUGCCGGGUACAGGAGGAACAAACGCGGUGAAAGAAGACGGUGGAAACGCGGAGGAUUUGGAAGCUUGUCAGCUCUUCCAUUUGCGACUCGGUGAACCACACAUUGCACCGACCAAUCUGGUGCGAAACUACUUCAGCGGGUUUUUUCUAUGAUGUUGAUGAGAAAAUUGAAAAAGAUAAAGAUGCUGAGCAGAUAGUGAUAGUGAGCUGCAGGCAAACAACCGAGCGUCAGAAUCUCUUUUAGUUUCAGCAAUAAGCUGCUCCACGUCGUGGUCGUGAGAAAACCUACGAGGUAGGACGAGUCGCUACUGUUGAAAAUGGCUUGUUGACACCUACUUCAUCACAGGCGCCUGCUGAACAAGUAUGCU